Chara braunii is the source of this 4820-nucleotide messenger RNA. Lineage: Eukaryota; Viridiplantae; Streptophyta; Charophyceae; Charales; Characeae. The record is from the annotation of a GenBank genome assembly.
CGCGUCAGCAGUACCGCGUCAGCAGUACCACGUCAUUGACACCGUACAGCUAACUGCAGCUUAUGCUCCGACGCAGCAACCGAAUUGCAGCACGCGAAGGGCGGGCAGCCGCAGCAGAACAGCAGCUACCUCUGCCCCACCCCUCUGAAAUGGACACUCAGGGCAACCCCAUGGUGGACAAUGCCGCAUCCGGCAGUCCACACGAGGCGUGCAGUUCGAACCCCCCGGUCCCACAGGCCCAACAGGAGGGUUCCACUGCGACUUCUGCGGGAACCCUCGACGCUGCACCAGUCCGGCAGCAAGGAGAGACCAUGAAGGCCUUCCUGGCCCGCCUGGGCACCUAUAUGCAGCAAGUCCAAGAGGAGCAGCAAUGCGAGGCGGCAGCCGAAGCAGCACGCCUUAAUAACAUUGCACGCGCAGAAGAGCAACGACGCCGGCAGCAAGCUGACGCAGCUACCAACCACAACAAAGCUCGAAGAGAUGCCGCAUCUGUCCUCAUGCAGCAAGAAGCCGCUCAUACCGCCGCACUCCAAGCAUGGAAUGUUGAUCCGGCGGCGACGACGGAACCAACUACGGAGGAACAGACCAAGUCAGCCCUCGCUAACAUGAUGUACCAAGUCAUCCUCACUUGUAAUUGGCAACAAGUGGAGCUGGCUCGGCAGGCACAUACCAUUGCUGAGUAUGAGGAGACUCUCAAGAGCCUCCAUGCCCGCCUUGACAUGCUGGGGAAGGAUGACGUGCCGCACAGGCAAACGGCAUCGUCAAGCAUUGAUCCAUCGAUCCACGAGCUGGAAGGACGACUGGAUCACCUAGUCGAACAGUUUCCGACACCCGACGACCAUCAGCCAGCAAAUAGCCGCCCUACAAGCGGACCUGCGUCAACUGCAGCAGCAACCAACUGGACCUGCAACAAACUGACGCCGAAACAAUUUAAGAUGCCGAAGUUCAGCAUCGACAAGUUUGACGACUACCACAAGGCGGACCCCAUCAGCGUCAAAGUCUCGAAGCUUUAUGCCAAGAUCACUUGGGAGGCCAUGACUGAGAAGUGGCGGAAACGCUUCAUCGUCGACGACGCUCAGGGCAAAGGCGUGAACCGGAUCUUCAGGAUGCAUCAAGGCAGCCAGCCAACACGCGAAUGGCUAACCGAGUGGCAGAAAAUCGUGACGAUUCUGAAUUUGGACAUCCCAUUCGUACAUCUUCGUCGCGAAUUCUUCCAGCGGUCAGUUGACGCGUUGAGCACGGCCCUUGGGGAAAGCAACCUGUACAUGGACUUCGACCAGAUCGUGGAGAAGGCGUGCGAAGUCAUCCAAACCAAUCGGUGGACAGCCAACGAGCGGCGAAGCCCACCGAAUUUUGUGGAAAAGGGCAAAGGCCCGCGGCCGCAGCAAGUUGCUGCUGUCCAAGGAAAUGGACAAGAGAACGACCAGGCGGUGACUCACGAGCAAAGAAGGCGUCCGUCCACGGCAAAGCUCGGGAAACUGAGCUUCGCGGGAAGUGAGGCGACUCCAGUUCUUACUCCGCCGGACACGGUUGCCUUGCUAACAACCUCCUCCACAUCCGGGGAACAUGCGUAUGACGCCUGUCUUCGUGAAGAUUAUGAAGACUAUGCUGUCCAGCUGGUCCCGCCGUUGGACCAACCUCUCCACGUGCAAGAGUCUUAUGCGUGCGCGACUUCAUCACCAUCGCCAAGUGAACCAGCAUCCUCGCCAACAUCACUCGGGGACUUGUCGGUGUGGUCUAGACUUGAGGAACUCGACGCAUUGACACCGGAGGACUUCCAAUUGUUGCCUCUUUCCCCAUCUUGUUCCUUGCUGAAGCCGCAUUGCAACGCCCUAAUGGCGGAGCUACGCAACUACUUGCACGCUGCAGUACCAGCUCCGUUGAUGGAAGACGGAGUAGCGGUUGUUGACCUUCGCGAGUACAUUGUGAAGAUUGACCGCAAGUACACCACGCAACGGUACGACGACACCGACGUACCGUUACUCUACGUCCGCAUUCGGAUCGGGAAGGUGACCUGCAGCGCCUUGAUUGAUUGUGGAGCUACUCGCAACUACAUCAGCCAGGAUUUCAUGACCCGCGCCGGCCUUGGGCCGCCCGUUCGAAGGAAAUCGCAGCCCACGCAAGUCAUGUUGGCCGACGGUCGUACGCACAAGUCCAUUGACCGGUGCAUUGACUCUGUCCCCGUGUACUUCGCCCCGCUUGCACGCGAGGCCGUGUCCUUUGACAUAUUGGACACAAAGUUCGACAUGAUCUUGGGCAUGUCAUGGCUGCGCAGCGAGGACCACCCGGUGAACUUCUACCGCCGCACCGUUCACAUUUGUGACCGGAACGGGGUACUUGUGCCAUGUACCGUCCCCCCACCUCAUCCUUCGAUUGGUUGUCACGUGGUCUCCACGGCAAGCAUUCGCAACUCCAUCGCACGGAACGACGUGGAGGAAAUGGGCAUUUGUUGCUUGCACGCCCUCCCUCCUCUCGACGAGCCAGCGGAGGAACAGCCACCGGAUCCACGCAUUGUACAACUUAUUGACUCCUAUGGCAACGUCUUUGAAGCCCCCGCCGGAAUCGUACCAAAUCGGCCAAUUCGUCAUGAGAUCAUCCUCGAAGACGGGGCCGUACCUCCGCGCGGAUGUAUUUACCGCAUGAUCGAGGAGGAACUCGAACACAUCGUGCAUCUACGUGCUGUUUUGGACAGGCUUCGUACGGCCAAGUACAAGGCCAACCAAGCCAAGUGCGAAUUUGCACAACAAGAGCUCAAGUACUUGGGCCACUUUGUGACGUUGCAAGGCAUCCGUCAGCUUGCGGACAAGAUCAAGGCCAUUCAGGAUUGGCCGGAACCGACCAACACCACAGAGGUUCGCUCUUUCAUGGGAUUGGUCGGGUACUACCAACGCUUCAUCGGAGGAUACGCACGGAUCGCCGCAUCUUUGUCCAUAUUGCAGUCUCCACAGGUGCCCUUCCAGUUCACCGAUGAAGUCCGCAGUUCGUUCCACAAAUUGAAGACAACGUUGCUCCUCGCCCCCGUCUUGAGUAUCUACGAUCCCACCUUGCCUACGAGAGUGACUACGGACGCUUCCGGCUACGGCAUGGGUGCAGUUUUGGAACAACACGAUGGAGUAGACUGGCAUCCAGUUGAGUACUUUAGCCAAAAGGUGCCUCCCAUCAACACGAUUGAUGAUGCGCGGAAGAAGGAGUUGUUCGUCACAAUGCUCAAGCGUUGGCGACACUUCCUCCUCGGGCGGCGUAGGUUCACUUGGGUGACGGAUAAUAACCCAUUGACCUACUGCAAGACCCAAGACACGGUGAGCAGCACGAUUGCCCGAUGGAUGUACUUCAUCGAUCAGUUCGACUUCACACCGAAACAUAUCCCGGGCCUCUCCAACCGAGCCGCGGAUGCUCUCUCGCGAAGAUCAGAUCUUUGCGCAGUGACUCACCACGCGUUCAGUUUCGACGAAACCCUUCAUCAGCAUUUUGUGCGAGCAUACAAGUCCGAUCCUGAAUACGCCACGCUCUACAAGCAACUAUCCUUGGAUCACCCGCCGGCCAGCCACUAUCACGUCGUCGAUGGCUACUUGCUUCUUCACUCACGCGGCAAGGACUUACUAUGCGUCCCACAUGACCGUCGCCUACGGACUCGCCUCCUCGGAGAGUACCACGACUCGAGACUCGCUGGCCACCUCGGCAUCAACCGUACGAUCGCAAGACUUCGGCAACGAUUCCGGUGGCCUGACCUCAUUACCGACGUCACUCGGUAUUGCGACUCUUGCGAAGUUUGCCGACGAAGCAAACCCCGCAAUCGCAACCCCUACGACAUCGUUAGCGACCGCGACACUCGUUUCAUGUCGGGAUUUUGGACCUCUCUCGUGAAAGAGUCUGACACCGAGAUGAAACCAAGUUCGGUUCGGCAUCCUCAAACAGACGGGCAGACGGAGCGGGCACAUCAAACCGCUCAAGUAAUGCUUAGCACACUCAUCCGUAUGGAUCAGAAGGAUUGGGUGGACUGCCUCCCCGACAUUGAAUUCGCCUACAACACUUCGGUGCACCCGGCGAUCGGCGUGACUCCGUUCGAGUUACACCACAGUGGCCGGAAAGGCCGCAUCUUCGCUGAUCUUCCUUUUCCAAGGACUGCCGACAUUGACGCCGCUUGUUCGCCCGCCUCCGUUCGGAAGUAUAGGGACUUGAUGGCUAAAGCCCGCACCAACAUGCAAAAGGCUCAAGUUCGCAUGCAACAACAAGCUAACAGGCGUCACGUGCCAUGCCCCAUCCGCGCGGGCGACCUUGUUUGGGUCUCCACGGAAGAGUUUGCACUCGAGCAAGAUGUAUCCCGCAAGCUACUUCCAAAGUGGUUUGGACCAUGGCCCGUCACAUCAGCCGCGGGUGAUGAGCCCGAUCGCCCCUCAUUUGUGAUCAAAAUCCCGCCGCAUCUCAUGGUGCACCCGGUUUUCCACGCCUCCAAGCUGGCCACAUAUACGCCAGUAAAGAGCGACGACUUCCCGGGACGACGAUCACAGGACCCUCCUUCCAUGGAUGGUCAUCAGGAAGUCGACCGCGUCAUCACGCAUCGCAAGCACGGCAACAAACCUAUGCAGUACAAAGUCACAUUCAAGUGGUGCGACCCCGAUGACACGCGAUGGAUCUCCCGGGCAGCUUUGCGAGCCUCCGCUUCUGACAUCUAUGCUCAUUAUGAGAAGAAACAGCUAGCGACGGAAGCUGCACAGCCUCCCACCCGGACUUCAGUCCCUCCCUCCACCAGACAGCUUCGCCCUCGCAGGUAAGCUCGGUCUUUCAAGAAGAGGGGAGUGUGGCAUACUCCAUACCACACG